AUGGCGGCGAUAAGAGUCACAGCCAGUGCGGUUAUGGUUGCGCGAUCAAUUUUCCGGCCCAGGCUUCUUCCACCAAUCUUUUCUCUCCAGGUAUUGCCGGUGAAUGGCUUUAGAAGGAUUUGCUUACGAGCUCCGGCCGGAUUUUGUGCUGUAAGAUGCUCCUCAACGAAGUCCGGCGCUGGAGCCGGCGAGAAGAAGUCUCCGGCGCGGCUGGCUGAGGUCCAACGGCUUAUGAACAAAGCUAAGGAACGGUACAAAGACGCAGGAGGUGGCGCAGAGCCCAUCCCUCAAAUAAGUCUAGAUCAUGUUACCGUAAGUUAUGCUAGGAGUGGUGGGCCAGGGGGACAAAAUGUCAACAAAGUAAACACCAAGGUUGACAUGAGGUUUAAUGUAAAAAAUGCGCAUUGGUUGAGUGAAAGGGUGAGGGAGAAGAUAAUGCAAAUGGAGAAGAACCGGAUCAAUAAAGAUGGGGAGCUUGUGAUAUCUUCAACAAAGACUAGAACUCAGAAGGGCAACACUGAAGAUGCUUUGGCGAAAAUACAGGCUAUCAUCGAUGCUGCUUCAUAUGUGCCGCCACCUCCUUCAGAAGAGACAUUGAAAAAGAUUGCCAAACUGUCUGCUGCUGGGGAACAGAAAAGGCUGGAUAAGAAGAAAGCCCUGUCACAAAAGAAAGCACAAAGAAGAAGCCGAGACAGCUGGGACUGA
Messenger RNA from Striga hermonthica, 705 nucleotides. NCBI's taxonomy places the organism in Eukaryota, Viridiplantae, Streptophyta, Magnoliopsida, Lamiales, Orobanchaceae. The record is from the annotation of a GenBank genome assembly.